Messenger RNA from Podarcis raffonei (Aeolian wall lizard), 3025 nucleotides. RefSeq lists its product as uncharacterized. NCBI's taxonomy places the organism in Eukaryota, Metazoa, Chordata, Lepidosauria, Squamata, Lacertidae. The record is from RefSeq and is a predicted model, not a curated record. Bases 74 to 1846 code for a protein of 590 amino acids. Gene Ontology annotation, cellular component: cytosol. Gene Ontology annotation, biological process: glycine biosynthetic process; L-threonine catabolic process. Gene Ontology annotation, molecular function: L-allo-threonine aldolase activity. The transcript has 7 exons.
UAGUCUGGCUCCUUAGGGGAAGAGCGUGCAGCUUUGGACUCUGCCCAGUUGGUGCUGGGCGGAAGAAGCGGCGAUGUCGCUGGUGUCGGCGCUGCAGACCGGGGGAGAAAUGGUCAGGCGCGGAGGUCGUGCCCUCCUCUGCAAUGAGCUCCAUGCCCGCAUCUGCUCCUGCUGGGCUCCCGCUACUCCGCCUGCCACCAGCCAAGGCGGGGAAGCCUAUGCACCGAGCAGCUGCAAGGCUGGAUGCCCUGGGUUCAGCAGCGACUCCUGCCAGCCCAUUGGCUGGUGCAGGCAGCCAGGGGCUAUUCUGUCUCGGUUUUCUCGCAGGCGGUGGGGCGUGGGCACCACCCUGGUGCCCUCGGGGCACGGUUACCGCUGCCGGAUAUCGAAAGCCUGCAUGCAUCAACUCAGACCGUGCCAGGGACUUGGUGCUUGCCUGGCCCUCCCACGCUGUUGGUACCAGGGUGUUGACACCUUUCUGAGCCAAAAGGGUCCGUGUCAGACCUUUUGCAGCAGCUUAGCCCACCCAAGCUCUACUCGCCAGUCUCGUAGUGCCAGCCUCAGGUCACCUUGGCUUAUGAAGAUCCUGUUAAGGACAUACAGCCAGUCAGUCACUGGGCAACCUUGUGCCAGUCUACCUUGGUGGCCCAAGCAGCCGGCUUCUUCCCUUGUCCCUGCUCCAAGAGUGGGCAAGCAUAGUUACCAUGCCAGUCGCCCAGCAGGGACUGAGUGCCACGUGGUGGAUCUGCGCAGUGACACUGUGACUCAGCCGAGCCCCGAGAUGAGGCAAGCUAUGGCCCAGGCAGAGGUGGGGGAUGAUGACUACGGGGAGGACCCCACGGUCAAUGAACUGCAGAGAGUAGUGGCUAAUCUCCUUGGAAUGGAAGGGGCCUUGUUUGUUCCCACAGCCACCAUGGCGAACCUCAUUGCUGUCAUGUGCCACUGUCGCAGGCGAGGGGCGCAGCUCCUGCUUGGGAGGGAGUCCCACAUCCAUGUGUUUGAGCACGGAGGGUAUGCACAGGUGGCGGGAGUCCAUUCAGAGGCAUUGCAGGACGUGCCCAACGGGAUCAUCAAUCUGGAUGAACUGGAGCAGAAGAUCCAGCGGGCCCACCAAAGCCAGUACCACCCCCGCCCUGAGCUCAUUUGCCUCGAGAACACGCACAGCUCGGCCGGGGGGAGGGUGCUGCCCCUUAAGUACCUGCAAGAGGUGCACCAGGUAGCUCAGCGAUACGGGCUGCAGAUUCACAUGGAUGGCGCCAGGGUGCUUAACGCCGCUGUGGCCUUGGGAGUGCCGCCGGCUCAUAUCUCGCAGCACUGCAACUCCAUCUCCCUGUGCCUCUCGAAGGGUGUGGGAGCACCAGCCGGGGCAGUUCUGGCUGGAAGCGGAGAGCUGAUCGCCGAAGCCUGGCGUGUGCGGAAGCUCCUCGGAGGCGGGAUGCGCCAGGCAGGGGUCCUGGCAGCCGCUGGCCUGGUUGGGUUGAGCCGUGUGGAGGAGACGCUGAAGAGGGAUCAUCACAAUGCCAGACACUUCGCCCAAGGUGCCUUUGCCCUGGGCUCGCCUCUCUGCUCCGUAAACCCUGCCACCGUGGAGACCAACAUCGUCAUGGCAACUGUCUCGGCUCCCGGGCUGACCCCUGCCAAGCUGUGUGAGCUGAUGGAGGCCGUGAGUGAGGAGGAGGUGGCCGCCACAGGCCAAGCAGUUAGCGUGAGGCUUUUCCCGUGGGGCGAGCGUCGCCUGCGCGCUGUCUGGCACUGCGACGUCUCCCUCCGAGACACGCAGCUGGCUGAGGGCAAGUGGCGCUUUGUCCUGGGCAAAUGGGAGCAGCAAAGUGCCGGCGUACCCUGAAGCCAGUCUGGCGGGCCGGAAGCCAAGUUGGCACGCAGGACGUCAGUCUGAAACAAGCCAGGGCGUGCCGAGAAGUUAAGCCUGUGAUUGGUCAGCCCUGGCCUAGCUAAAGACGUGGUUCACGUGGCUCCAGCCCUGUCUGGCUCUACAGAGGAGAGAAGCAGGCUUCGGCUUCCCAAGCCACCUGCUAUGGGGGAACAGCAGUGGGAGAGCCUGCCCGUUUCCAGGAUUCUGUUGCCAGACCAAUGGAGCUGCGUCACUUCAUGGUCUUGCAGGAAACAGGCCCAACAUGGCUUCCACACACACCCCACAGCCUUUGUGCAUUCUGAGGGAAUGGGGAAGGAGCUUUGUUUCCCAGGGAUGCUCUGUUCCUGUUCUGUUCAGGCUAAGGGAUACCUGCCAGCUACGACCUGUAGCUUUAAGAAAAGGAGCUUUUUUAUUUUUCCUCCUCCCUCCCAUUCCCUUUUUCCUUGUGUGCCACGUCUUUUCGAUUAUAACCCUGAAGGCAAGGGCUGCCUUACAACUGAUUUCUGUAAGCUGCUCUGGGAGCAUUGUUCCAGCUGUAGGAGAAGGGUAGAAAGCGUUUGACUAAAUAAAUGGCAUCACUUCCUACCAGAGCCCUUUUUAAUUCAAGAGGCCCCAGAUGCAUCAAGGAGGACAAGCAGUUUGGCAUGCUUGGAAGGGAAGGAGCAUCAGCUACGCAUACCAAGAAACAGGGAGAAGGAGCCGUGGAUCCUUCAGUUGUUGAGUUAGGACAGGGAUGGGGAGCUAGUCCAGAUGUUGCUGGACUACAACUCCCAUCACCCCAGGCCCACUGGCCAUGCUGACUGGGGCUGAUGGAAACUGGAGUCCAGAAACAUCUGGGUGGGUCACACAGGCCUCCUACCCUUGGGAACAAGGCCCUAGCUGUUUCUCUUCCUCAGCUCUGCUUGCACACCAAGAGUUGAGUAAUGAACCCAGCAUGUAAGGAUGGCAAGCGCUGCACCUUAUCGAUGGGGGUCCCUCGCCCCUUCCACAUGCAUCCCUCAGCCUGGCACACCCACAAGCAGAUCUUCGUAACACCUUGCGGUCCAUGCAGGUUACGUGUUGUGGCUGCACGACAAGAGGGGUAUCAGCAGCGGUGGAAUUUUCACCCCAAGAAGGCCAAUCGAGCAGAGUCGGGUUAUGUCACAGCCCUGG